GCUAUUAGUAAUCCAGGGUGGAGAGCUACACUAAGCUCCAGGCUACAUUCAAGCAGCGAAAGGGAAAAGGAGAUCCACCCAUACUUCACCGAGAUCGAGCUUUCCGUCCGCUCACCGAUCACGAUGAUGUCGUCCUGGCUGCCAUUUUUGGCAGACGUCCUGAUCGCCUCUUCGCAGGAGGAAACAAUAAUGUCAGGACAGACAUUUUCAAACAAGCACGGUGACAGUCAAUCAGUUCACCAUCACUACCAUCAGAAGAGCGGACACCGAAAGCCCUUGUGCUAUUCUCCGGAAGGUUUUGGACCCAUCUCCAAGAUCAGGCAGUUCGACUUGACUCCGUGCUUUGAAAGCGCGGCGGUGUUACCGCUACCGCUCGUCAUCUUACUCGUAGCCGGGAUCUGGGAUGUCGUUCGAGUUGGGAGGAAAGGACCGAGGCGGAAAAGAACAGGAUGGAGCAAGGCUAGGUUGUGGAUGAAGAUGAUCUUCCUGAUCAUCUCAUUCAUGACAGCCGUAAUUCAUCUCGUACUCGUGCUCGUCCAUACUCCUCAUGCCUUCAAGGAUAUCAUCACCCUUCCCUCCCUGCUUCACCUUUUGGCCAUCCCGGUACUCGCCGCCCUGUCCUGGUUCAAUCACCUCCACUCGCUCCGGUCUUCCUCGAUCAUCCUCCUGUUCUGGCCUGUAUACCUAGUUGCCCUCGCAGCUGCCAUCCGAACUCGAUUCUCCAUGCUCCACCAGGACCGCUCUACCCCGCUUUACGGCUCUAGUUACGUCUAUGGGGCUUGGAACAGGACAGGCAAAGCGAGUUUCGCGCUCUUUGCCUGCAGCAUCGGAUUUGGAGUGAUGGCUUGGAUUGUGGAUAUCUUUGGGCCCGAGCAGGGUGGAAUCAAAAUUGGGGAAGAGGUGGAUUAUGGCAAUGGCAAAGGGAAUCCUUCCAAAAACGUCAAGGGAAGGACGAGGUCGAGAUCUAGGUCCAGGUCUGGAGGAUAUCAGGGUGUUUCAAGCGACGACGACCACGUCAUCGCCGAGGAGAGUGGAGAGGAUGAUGGCCAGGAAGAUCGGUCCGCCAAGAGGACUCUCGGAGAAAAGAUCGCCUUAGAGCACGCCGAAAGUCCUGUGUUGAAGGCCAACAUUUACUCUCGCUUGACGUUCGGAUUCCUGACCCCCCUUAUGCGACUCGGGGCCCGACGAUAUAUCGAAGAGGACGACAUGUGGCCUCUUCCCCCCAGCGAUUCUGCCGAGGCUUUGAACGCACGACUGAAGGCUUCCUGGCAACAGCAGCUUUCAUACGUCGCAGCAGGUCAGAAGAAGACCCCAUCAUUGAAGAUCGCCCUUUUCAAGGCCUUCGGAGGACCUUUCGUCGUGGCUGGAUGCUUGAAGGCUACCUACGACAUGCUCUCGUUCUUGCAACCUCAGCUCUUGCGCUUACUAUUGAGCUUUGUGCAGUCUUAUGCGACGACCGACAAGAAGGAACACUCGCAGCCUCAACCUGCCAUCCAAGGCUUUGUCAUCGCGUUUGGCAUGUUCGCUUGUGCCAAUCUGGCGACCUUCCUCUUGCAUCAAUACUUUGAGCGGGCCUUCGAGAGCACAAUGCGAGUCAGAUCAGCCUUGGCUAUGCUCAUUUACCAGAAGAGUCUUGUCCUAAGCAAUGGGGAGAAGGGUGGCAGGACCACAGGGGAUAUCGUCAACCUUCAGAGCGUUGAUACGGUCCGGAUCGCCGAUCUAUUGACGUACCUGCAUAUCGCUUGGAGCGGUCCUUUCCAGAUCAUCAUCGCAUUUGUCUCGCUUUACAAUCUGCUCGGAUGGCAAGCAUUCGUUGGAGUUGGAAUCAUGGUCGUCAGUUUGCCCGUCAACGCGAUGAUCGCUCGGCGACAAAAGAGGUUGCAGAAGGAGCAGAUGCGCAACAAGGAUAAGCGGACUCGACUGAUGAACGAGGUGCUCAGCAAUAUCAAAAGCAUCAAGUUGUACGGGUGGGAAUCGGCGUUUUCGGCAAAAGUUUUGGACGUCAGGAACAAUCAGGAAUUGACGAUGCUUAAGAAGAUCGGAUACAACAACUCCAUGAGCUUCUUCUUUUGGUCCUCCACUCCCUUUCUGGUCGCACUCGGCACGUUCGCGACCUAUGCUUUGACUAGCCCGCACCCUCUCACCUCGGACAAGAUCUUUCCGGCUAUAUCGCUCUUUGGCCUGCUCGCCUUCCCGCUCGGAGUUUUCUCAAACAUCAUCAGCUCCAUUAUCGAGGCAACUGUCUCGGUUACCCGUCUCGAAAGCUACCUAGUAGCUAAGGAGCUGCAAAAAGACGCCCGCACAAUCAUUCGCCCCGAUGCAAGCAACGGUUAUGACACCCCUCGACGAGGACAAGAAGUCGUCAAGAUUGAGAAUGGGGAAUUCGGAUGGUCCGACGAGCAGGGCGCUCAGCCUACACUGCAACAGAUUGACCUCACUGUCAACAAGGGCGAGUUGGUUGCUGUGCUUGGACGAGUUGGCGACGGCAAAACUUCGCUUUUGUCAUGCAUUCUGGGCGAGAUGAGGCGGACCGACGGGUCUGUUACCGUCCGAGGGGACAUAGCGUAUUUCAACCAGAACGCCUUCAUUCUGUCUGCAAGUAUCAAAGACAACAUUAUCUUUGGUACCAAAUUCGACAGGGCGUUUUACGAAAAAGUUUUGGAUGCUUGUGCCUUGCGCCCGGACCUUGCGAUCAUGUCCGAGGGAGACGCGACCCAGGUCGGUGAGAAGGGCGUCUCCCUGAGUGGAGGUCAAAAGGCCCGAAUCAGCUUGGCUCGAUGUGUUUACGCCCGAGCGGACCUAUAUCUUCUGGAUGAUCCUCUCUCAGCGGUUGAUGCGCAUGUCGGUAAACACGUUUGGGAUAACGUCUUUGGCGCACAGGGUCUGCUCAGUUCGAAAGCACGAAUCUUGUGCACCAACGCUAUCACGUGGCUGCCUUCUGUAGAUAAGAUCGUAAUGUUACGCCGGGGCAUCAUUCUGGAAACUAGCUCGUACAGCGAGGCAAUGGCCAAUCCCAACAGCGAGAUUGCCAAGCUGGUCAAUGCCAUGGGUAAUCAGCCAGAAGAGGACCGCAAGGAAGAAGAAUCGACCGAGUCACCUGAAUUGAUUGAGGAUGUUCCCGAUGAGGGCGACGACAAUACCAGCGAGCACGAGCAAGACGCUGCCAGGAUCCCGAAGAUGGACAGGCGAAUGUCGAUCGCGACCAUGAGGCGGGCAUCCGUUCUGAGCACGCGAGCCGCCAAGAUUGAAGCCGUCCGAGACUUGAAGGAAGACUCGCGGCCAAAGGAAACCAGAGAAAAAGGAGCUGUCAACCGACAAGUCUAUCGCGACUACAUCGCUGCGGCCAGUCGUUUUGGUGUGGCCUCAUUUUUCCUCUGCAUCCUCGGAGCUCAAGCGACGUCGAUUGCGGGCAACUUGAUCUUGCGGUACUGGGCUCAAGCCAACAACGCCGAGGGCACCAACCAGAACACCGCGACCUACCUGCUGUGGUACGGAUGUAUCGGCGUUUUGUCUUCUGUCCUGUCGGUCGCGGCUACGCUGCUACUGCAAGUCCUCUGCGCCAUCCGUUGUUCCAAGGAGAUGCACGACAAGAGUUUCGCCGCACUCAUGCGGUCGCCUAUGAACUUCUUUGAACAGACGCCCCAAGGACGAAUUUUGAAUAUAUUUACGCGAGAUAUGCACACCAUCGAUGAAGUGCUCGUUAGGGUAUUCAGCGGAUUCUUCAGGACGAUGACUUCCGUUCUUGGCGUCGUCGGUGUCAUUGCCAUCGGAGCUCCCUGGGUGCUUGUUGCCGUCCUACCUCUCGCCUUCGUUUACCGUUCGAUCAUGCGAUACUAUCUCGCUACAUCGCGAGAGCUGAAACGGUUGGAUGCAGUAUCGCGAGCCCCCAUCUUUUCUUGGCUCAACGAAUCCCUUUCGGGUGCUCCAAUUGUACGAGCCUUCAAUCAAGUUCAGCGAUUCAGCUCCGCAAAUGAGGCUCGUCUCGAUCGCAACCAGCACUGUUUCAUGCCCGCAAUGAAUGUCAAUCGAUGGCUAGCGGUUCGAUUGGAAAGCCUCGGAUCCUUCUUGAUCUUGGCCGCCGCUCUCGCUUCAGUACUCUCUGUCGUCAUUGGCAAGGGCAAGGUCGACAGUGGUCUCACUGGAAUCAUUCUGGUAUACGUCUCGAACGUUAGCGGCGCUUUCGGAUGGGCCGUUCGAAGCGCCAGCGAUGUCGAAAGCAACAUCACCAGUGUUGAGCGUGUCCUUGGCUACACCCAUCUGACGCCCGAGGCGCCGUAUGAGAUCGAAGAAAACAAGCCGGCUGCUUCCUGGCCGCGAGAAGGCACCAUCACCUUCAAGAACUACACCGCUAGGUACCGUCCGGAGUUGAACCCGUCACUGCGCGAUGUCAACCUCCACAUCAAGGGAGGUGAUACGAUCGGAAUUUGCGGAAGGACUGGAGCCGGUAAAUCGACGAUCACCCUUGCGUUGUUCCGAAUCAUCGAGCCAUCGGGAGGCCAGAUCUUUAUCGACGGCGUGGACAUCACCACCAUCGGACUGAAGGAUCUCAGACACGCCAUAUCCAUCAUCCCGCAAGAUCCUCAGCUCUUCGAAGGAACCGUCCGUGGCAAUGUCGAUCCAGUUGGUGAUCAUAGCGACGCCGACAUCUGGCACGCCCUCGAACAGAGCUACUUGAAAGACUUUGUCCAGAAUCAGCUCGGUGGACUCGAUGCUCCGGUAGCCGAAGGUGGAAGCAACUUCUCAUCUGGACAGAGGCAGCUCGUUUGCUUUGCUAGAGCGCUUCUGAGAGAGACUAGGAUUUUGGUGCUUGAUGAGGCUACCUCGAGUAUCGAUCUGGAAACGGACGAGGCGGUCCAACAGAUCCUUAGGGGCAAGGCUUUCGACCAUGUCACAAAGCUCAUUAUCGCUCAUCGAUUAGGCAGCAUCGCUCACUCGGACAAGAUAUUGGUUCUCGAACAAGGUUCGGUGGCCGAGUACGACAGCCCUGCGACUCUUCUCGAGAAUCCUGAGUCGUUGUAUGCCUCGCUCGUCGGACAGGCCAAGUCGGCGUGAAUAUCA
Molecule: messenger RNA, 5058 nt
Organism: Filobasidium floriforme
Lineage: Eukaryota; Fungi; Basidiomycota; Tremellomycetes; Filobasidiales; Filobasidiaceae
Product: putative metal resistance protein ycf1
Exons: 22
Coding region: 124-5052 (1642 amino acids)
Biological process (GO): transmembrane transport
Cellular component (GO): membrane
Molecular function (GO): ABC-type transporter activity; ATP hydrolysis activity; ATP binding
Source: RefSeq, a predicted model, not a curated record